UUCGCGGCUAUUAGCCACGAAGAAAAUCGCUAUCACAAUUUCAUUCUACUGCGUUCUAGAGAAAGAGAGAUUGAGACAGUGGAGAUAUGGCAGGAAUUGCUUGCUGUUGCUUCUCAACACUCUCGUCUAGGAGCAAUUUGGGAACAUCGUGGACUUAUCGAGGAGGGAUCGUGACAGGGAGACGACUACCUAGACGAACUUUGGUGAUUAAAGCAGAAGUCAAUUAUGUGAAUGCUGAAGAAGCAAAGAAGCUCAUAGCAGUUGAGGGAUAUGCAAUUCUUGAUGUGCGUGAUAGAACUCAGUUUGAGCGAGCUCACAUAAAAGAUUGUUACCAUAUCCCCCUUUUUAUCGAAAACCAGGACAAUGACUUCGGAACCAUAAUAAAGAGGACCUUACACAACAAUUUUUCGGGUUUAUUCUAUGGCCUGCCUUUUACUAAACCUAAUCCUGAUUUUGUCCAAUCUGUUAAGAGCCAAUUUUCACCUGAAAGCAAGCUUUUACUUGUUUGUCAAGAGGGACUGAGGGCUCCUGCGGCUGCCGACAAAUUAGAGAAAGCAGGUUAUGGAAGCAUAGCUUGUAUAACAUCAGGGCUCCAAUCUGUAACACCAGGGACGUUCAAUUCUGUUGGUUCCACUGAGCUACAAAAUGCAGGCAAAGCUGGUUUGGUUACCGUUCAAGGCAAAAUUUCUGCUGUUUUAGGGACUGUUCUCAUCUGUGCAUUUCUGUUCAUUACUUUCUUCCCCGAUCAAGCAGAAAAGAUCCUUCAAAUGGCCCCUUCAAGCUGAGCAGUAAGCACCGAUCAAUUUGUACCCUGUUCUUUACUGUGAAUUGAAGUAAUUACAAUUUUUUGCGGUCGAAAAGUUUAGAUGGUUAACAACGCCAACUGGGAAGGAGUAGAAUACAUAAAGAUCUGUAGAUGAUGUAAUUUGUGAUCCAAAAAACAGAAAACAAAGGACAGUAAGAUUACUCAGCAAUUUAUUUUGAAGUAAAUAUGCAAGAAUAUGAAUGAGUAUGAUCUUUAGUUAAUUCUACAAUGCAAUUGAGUACAAAUUUUACAUC
Olea europaea var. sylvestris is the source of this 1059-nucleotide messenger RNA. RefSeq names its product rhodanese-like domain-containing protein 9, chloroplastic. The transcript is spliced from 6 exons. The record is from RefSeq and is a predicted model, not a curated record. NCBI's taxonomy places the organism in Eukaryota, Viridiplantae, Streptophyta, Magnoliopsida, Lamiales, Oleaceae. Bases 87 to 785 code for a protein of 232 amino acids. Gene Ontology annotation, cellular component: chloroplast.